AUGCGCACGAGCACCCCGCCGCCGCUGCCGCCGCCACCGCCGCCGCCGCCGCCGCCGCCGCGGCUUCAGCACCAGCGCCCGGACAGCGGUGCCGCCCACGGGCAUGGACGGUGACAGCAGCAGCAGCAGCGGCGGCAGCGGUCCGGCUCCCGGCCCGGGUCCGGAAGGGGAGCAACGGCCCGAGGGGGAGCCCUUGGCCCCAGACGGCGGCUCCCCGGACAGCACCCAGACCAAGGCUGUGCCCCCUGAGGCAAGCCCAGAGAGAAGCUGCUCCCUCCACAGCUGCCCCCUGGAGGACCCUUCCAGCUCUUCAGGACCCCCACCAACAACUUCCACCCUCCAGCCUGUGGGUCCAUCCAGCCCCUUGGCCCCUGCCCACUUCACCUAUCCCCGGGCACUGCAGGAAUACCAGGGGGGCAGUUCCCUGCCAGGACUUGGGGAUCGGGCAGCUCUCUGCUCCCACGGCUCCAGCCUCAGCCCUUCUCCAGCCCCCUCACAGCGCGAUGGGACCUGGAAGCCACCCGCUGUGCAGCACCAUGUGGUCAGCGUCAGGCAGGAACGAGCCUUCCAGAUGCCAAAGAGCUAUUCCCAGCUGAUUGCUGAGUGGCCAGUGGCCGUGCUGAUGCUGUGUCUGGCUGUCAUCUUCCUCUGCACCCUGGCUGGACUGUUGGGGGCCCGGCUGCCCGACUUCUCCAAGCCUUUGCUGGGCUUUGAGCCACGGGACACAGACAUUGGGAGCAAGUUAGUGGUCUGGAGAGCACUACAAGCCCUCACAGGCCCCAGGAAGCUGCUUUUCCUUUCCCCAGACCUUGAGCUGAACAGCUCGAGCUCCCACAACACUCUGAGGCCUGCACCCAGAGGCAGUGCCCAGGAGAGCGCUGUCCGGCCUCGGAGAAUGGUGGAGCCCCUGGAGGACAGAAGGCAAGAGAACUUCUUCUGUGGCCCCCCUGAGAAGAGCUAUGCAAAGCUGGUGUUCAUGUCCACCUCCUCGGGCAGCCUAUGGAACCUGCAUGCCAUCCAUUCCAUGUGUCGCAUGGAACAGGACCAGAUCCGCUCCCAUACCAGCUUCGGGGCUCUGUGCCAGCGGACAGCAGCCAACCAGUGCUGCCCCAGCUGGUCCCUGGGCAACUAUCUGGCUGUGCUCUCCAACCGCUCCUCCUGCCUGGACACUACCCAAGCUGACGCAGCCCGCACACUGGCCCUGCUUCGGACCUGUGCCCUCUACUACCACAGUGGCGCCUUGGUGCCCUCUUGUCUGGGACCUGGGCAGAACAAGUCCCCACGCUGUGCCCAGGUUCCCACCAAGUGCUCCCAGAGUAGUGCCAUCUACCAACUCCUGCACUUUCUGCUUGACAGGGACUUUCUGAGUCCCCAGACCACUGACUACCAGGUGCCUUCCCUCAAGUACAGCCUGCUCUUCCUGCCCACCCCAAAGGGUGCUUCCCUCAUGGACAUCUACCUGGACCGGCUGGCCACCCCCUGGGGGCUUGCUGACAACUACACCUCUGUCACUGGCAUGGACCUGGGCCUCAAGCAGGAGCUGCUGAGGCACUUCCUGGUCCAGGACACGGUGUACCCCUUGCUGGCUCUGGUUGCCAUCUUCUUCGGCAUGGCCCUGUACCUGCGCUCACUCUUCCUCACGCUCAUGGUGCUGCUGGGGGUGCUGGGCUCACUGCUGGUGGCCUUCUUCCUUUACCAGGUGGCCUUCCGCAUGGCCUACUUCCCCUUCGUCAAUCUGGCAGCCCUCCUCCUGCUGAGCAGCGUCUGCGCCAACCACACGCUCAUCUUCUUCGACCUGUGGCGCCUUAGCAAGAGCCAGCUGCCGUCGGGGGGGCUGGCGCAGCGCGUGGGCCGCACCAUGCACCACUUCGGCUACCUGCUGCUGGUCUCCGGCCUCACCACGAGCGCGGCCUUCUAUGCCAGCUACCUGAGCCGCCUGCCGGCCGUUCGCUGCCUCGCCCUCUUCAUGGGCACGGCUGUGCUGGUGCACCUGGCGCUCACGCUGGUCUGGCUGCCCGCCUCCGCCGUGCUCCACGAGCGCUACCUGGCGCGCGGCUGUGCGCGCCGGGCGCGGGGCCGGUGGGAGGGCAGCGCGCCCCGGCGGCUACUGCUGGCGCUGCACCGGCGGCUCCGCGGCCUGCGGAGGGCGGCGGCUGGCACCUCGCGUCUGCUCUUCCAGCGCCUGCUGCCCUGCGGCGUCAUCAAGUUCCGCUACAUCUGGAUCUGCUGGUUCGCAGCACUGGCGGCAGGGGGCGCCUACAUCGCCGGAGUCAGCCCCCGCCUGCGGCUGCCCACGCUGCCGCCGCCCGGCGGCCAGGUCUUCCGGCCCAGCCACCCCUUCGAGCGCUUCGACGCGGAGUAUCGCCAGCUGUUCCUGUUCGAGCAGCUGCCGCAGGGCGAGGGCGGCCACAUGCCCGUGGUUUUGGUGUGGGGCGUCCUGCCUGUGGACACUGGCGACCCUCUGGACCCUCGUAGCAACAGCAGCCUGGUGAGGGACCCUGCCUUCUCGGCCAGCGGCCCUGAGGCCCAGCGCUGGCUGCUGGCACUCUGUCACCGGGCCCGGAAUCAGAGCUUCUUCGACACCCUGCAGGAAGGCUGGCCCACGCUGUGUUUCGUGGAGACCCUCCAGCGCUGGAUGGAGAGCCCCAGCUGCGCCCGCCUGGGGCCUGACCUCUGCUGCGGCCACUCGGACUUCCCCUGGGCCCCCCAGUUUUUCCUGCACUGCCUGAAAAUGAUGGCUCUGGAGCAAGGCCCCGAUGGCACCCAGGACCUGGGACUCCGCUUUGAUGCCCAUGGCAGCCUGGCCGCCCUGGUCCUACAAUUCCAGACCAACUUCCGGAACAGUCCGGACUACAACCAGACCCAGCUCUUCUACAAUGAGGUCAGCCACUGGCUGGCAGCGGAGCUGGGCAUGGCACCUCCAGGCCUCCGCCGUGGUUGGUUCACUAGCCGUCUAGAGCUGUAUAGCCUGCAGCACAGCCUGAGCACUGAGCCUGCUGUGGUGCUGGGCCUGGCUUUGGCGCUGGCCUUUGCCACACUGCUCCUGGGCACCUGGAAUGUUCCCCUCAGCCUAUUCUCCGUGGCAGCUGUGGCAGGCACCGUGCUGCUCACUGUAGGACUCCUGGUUCUCCUCGAGUGGCAGCUCAACACUGCCGAGGCCCUGUUUCUCUCUGCCUCAGUGGGCCUCUCAGUAGACUUCACUGUCAACUACUGCAUCUCCUAUCACCUGUGCCCACACCCUGACCGCCUGAGCCGUGUGGCCUUCUCUCUGCGCCAGACCAGCUGCGCCACAGCCGUGGGGGCUGCAGCCCUGUUUGCGGCAGGCGUGCUCAUGCUGCCUGCCACAGUGCUGCUCUAUCGCAAGCUGGGCAUCAUCCUCAUGAUGGUCAAAUGCGUCAGUUGUGGCUUUGCCAGCUUCUUCUUCCAAUCUCUCUGCUGUUUCUUCGGGCCAGAGAAGAACUGUGGGCAGAUCCUCUGGCCCUGUGCCCACCUGCCAUGGGAUGCUGGUACUGGGGACCCUGGUGGGGAGAAGGCAGGCCGCCCACGACCAGGGUCAGUGGGAGGGAUGCCCGGGUCCUGCUCAGAGCAAUAUGAGCUACAGCCCCUGGCACGGCGUCGGAGCCCCAGCUUUGACACCAGCACAGCCACCAGCAAGCUGUCCCACCGGCCCUCAGUACUCUCUGAGGAUCUGCAGCUCCAUGAUGGUCCGUGCUGUUCCCGGCCCCCACCAGCCCCUGCCUCCCCAAGGGAGCUGCUGCUGGACCACCAGGCAGUCUUCAGCCAGUGCCCUGCCCUGCAGACCUCCUCCCCCUAUAAGCAGGCUGGCCCCAGCCCCAAAACCCGGGCCAGGCAGGACUCCCAAGGGGAGGAGGCUGAGCCCCUGCCAGCCUCACCAGAAGCCCCAGCCCACUCUCCUAAGGCCAAGGCUGCAGAUCCUCCUGAUGGCUUCUGUUCCUCAGCCAGCACCCUGGAGGGGCUCAGCGUCUCUGAUGAGACCUGCCUAAGCACCUCUGAGCCCAGUGCCCGUGUACCAGAUUCCGUGGGUGUGUCCCCAGAUGACCUGGAUGACACUGGGCAGCCAGUCCUUGAGCGAGGCCAGCUCAAUGGGAAGCGGGACACCCUGUGGCUGGCGCUGAGGGAGACAGUGUAUGACCCAUCAUUGCCCGCUUCCCAUCACAGCAGCUUGUCCUGGAAGGGCCGAGGGGGGCCAGGGGAUGGCAGCCCUGUGGUGCUGCCCAAUAGCCAGCCAGACCUGCCAGAUGUUUGGCUGCGCAGGCCCAGCACUCACACGUCAGGCUAUAGCAGCUGAGGGGGACCCGGGGAGGCUGGACAGGGCGCGGAACCCUGUCAUGGAUGACAAGGCAAGGGCAGCAAUAGGCUGGAGCCCGAAGGUAUUUCUCCAGAUCCACAGGGAGAGGUCUCACCCUCCAGCUGUGGAUGUUAAACCCUGCCAGAUGUCCCAGCCUUGAUCUGUCUGCUCCUACUCCUCACAUCUGGAGGAUUCCAGCAGGAGGGGUUUUGGAGGGGACCUGCUUGCGACCUGCUGAGGGCUUGUCUGCUCCCACAGCACCAUCUAAGACCCCUCCUCUAGAAGUGGGGAAGGCCAGAUGUGUAGCUUCGGGUAUCAGAGGAGGCUGACCUGGCCCCCAUCCCAAGUUACAAGAACUUCAGUGAGACUAAGGGACCCCCAUCCUAGGGAUCUUGUCAGGGUUCCUUACUGACCAGAGGAGCCCGCAGCAAUCUCCACAGCCUCCUGGGUCUCACCCCUUUCAUGGGCUCUUCAUCAGGACACUUCCCUCUCUUUUGGGAGCUUCUCUGGGCAGAAUUGGGCUGGGACCUCUCUCCCCAACUGCCCUGCUCUCCUCAUACUCACCGGUUUGACCAGAAAUUCUCCAAAUCCAGCCAUAGAUGGCUGCUGGGUGUGCAGCAGGAGAAGGAGGAUGGUCAGCCUUGGAGCAUCUCUCAAUUACGGGACAGUCCCUCUUUGGAAGCAGGCUCCUGUGCUUUCCUGUGUUAAUAAACAGUAAUAAUCCUUUCCAUCUCUGCACAUUUUAGUCUCCUUGGAAUCUAUCUCACUACUUCACUACAGGGUAGCCUGACAUUGGUCAGGUUCUUUUGACACCCAAUUUAUAGGUAAAGACAUUGAGACUAAGUAAGAUGAACUGACCUCAGGGUCACUUAGCCACUAAAUGGCAGAGCGGUUUCAUUCCACCACUACAACCUCCAGUUUCCCUUUGGCUACCUGCCUUCUUUCACCGCUAGCACCCUCCUCCAAUCUGCUUUCUCUGGUGUCUCUGACUGAAUCCAGCCACCCUCUUUGGGCCUCCACUUCCUGAGAGAGCUGUAUUCCAAAAAAACCCAGGAGUUCCUCUCCAUCUCCCCCGUGCCUCCCUCUGGAAUCUGGCUGAGAUGUCUGCUGGCCCUGGGGCGUCCUAGCUGACCUGAUUCCCAGGCUUCAGGACCGUGCCUCUUCUACAGCCACAGUGUAUAAGAGGCCCCACCAGAAGAGGUACUGAGGGGCAGAAGAGGUGAAGCCAAAUCCAAUCAAGGCAGGAACUCAGACCUGCCCUUUGGGAAGUGUAUGAGUCUGAAGCUGCUUCCCAGGUUAGGGUCCCCAGCUUUUUAAGGACAAGUCUCUCUGUGGAGCGUUAAGCAGACCAAAGGCUGGUUCCUCCUUCCCAAACUUCCUGGUAGGGAAGUUUUAUCCCAUGUGAGAGCUCAUGACACCAGGUGGCAUCAACAUGUUUAUUGAACACCUACUUUGCAUAUGGUAUUACAAGGGGACAGAGGUGUGGAAGAAAAAUUGAACACCACCCUCAAAGAGCUCACCUUCUAGCUGGGGAGACAGCUUAUGCACACAUGCAGGCAUCGGAUGGCUCACGGACGGCACCAUAUGCCUGCCAUCAUCAUUAUUGUUGGAGCUCAAGUACCCAGGACUGGGUAACAAGAAAGGCUUUCUGGAGGAGGAAAAACUUGAGCUGGGCUUCAGAAGACCAAGCGUCUCAGACUGGAAGGGGCCUUGGCGAUCGUUUAUUCCAGCAGUUUUCAAAUUUUGUAGCCUCAGGACUCUUUCUUCAAAGAAGCUCUGUGUGGAAAAACAAUAUAUAAAACAGGUAAAAGGCAGCUACUCUGGUGGGCGCUGGGUGUUGGGGGUGGAGUCAGCUUAGCCUGUCUUUCCACUGCAGCCUCUCCGGGUAUCUGGGGAACCCCUCCGGCUCCUGGCAGCUUCACAGAAUGUAAUAUGAAAGCUACUGAUCCAGGCUAUUUUACAGAGGAGUAUCAGGAAAGGGAAGGGAUUGUUCUAGGGCCAAAUAGUCUGUGGCAGAGCUGGAGGCAAAUCAGAUGAUGUUUUUGUUUUAUUUAGUUUUUUAUUAUUGAGACCUACUUCCUACUCCAAGUAGCCCAUGAGAAGUGGAGCAGAAACCGAAAAGAGACAUGGGAGUUGUGGAAGAGACAGAAGGCAAUAGGCAGGUACGGCAGGAUACCUUGGCUCCUUUGCAAGAUAAGUAAAUCAAGAUGAGUAACUCCUGACACCAGGAAGGGGAAGCUGGAACCUAAUUUGAACCUGUCCCCAGGGGGUCUGCUGGGACCUCUCUCUUCAUGUCCAGGUAGCAUUCGGCCUCUCUGACCUAGAGCUGCUCAUCAGCCCUGGUUUCUCUGAUAAUGGUGUCCCUCUGUCAUCAUGCAGCCAGGCUGAGAGAGCCCUGGUAUCCUCAGGGACAAUGAGCCACAGGGAGGUUAAGGGAACUCUUCCUCCCAAGCAUGAGCAGAAGACACUUUGCCUGAACAUAACCACUGAAAUGUUAGAAUGCAGAGGGGUGGAUGGGUGGGCAUGAGGGAUCUGAGCACACCCGAGGGCCCUACCUGGGGAUUUCCAGGUCAUAUUCUUGCAGGCUGUGGCCACACAACACUUCAGGAAGGUGAAUGAGCCAUAGCAGCUGAUGCAUUGAUUAGAUUUGUUCUUUAUGUUGCCAGGCCCAGAAGAACCCAGCAGUAAUCUAAAACAUUACCUUAUACCUAGAAUGGCCCAAACCAACAGCAGGCAAUCCACAUCAGCAGGAAAUCCAGCCUGCCUCUCUAGCCCUGACUUUGGAAUGUGGAACUUAAAGCACUUCCUAUUUCCUUUGAGUUGCAGCAGAUCCUUUGCUUUAUUAUUAUUAGGGGCACUUACAAUGAGUGUAUGGCCCUGGAGACAUGGCUUACAAGCACGCUGUGAGGCGUACAAAAAUGAGUCAAAGCACUUAUGCUUGCCCUGCAAAAUUCAAGAAAUGAUUUCUCCCCACUCAGACACUCUAAUAGAACUACAUUAACAUUUGGAACUUGAGGUCAUUUCCCCUAUUUGUGCCACUGAUCCUUGAACUCACAUUCUGAGUACGAGUAUGUAUCCUGUAUGCUAUUAAAAUAUAACUUGAGGCCGGACAUGAUGGCUCAUGCCUGUAAUCCCAGCACUUUGGGAGGCUGAGGCAGGUGGAUCACUAGACGUUAGGAGUUUGAGACCAGCCUGGCCAACAUGGUGAAACCCCGCCUCUACUAAAAAUACAAAAAUUAGUUGGGCGUGGUGGGGGAUGCCUGUAGUCCUAGCUACCCAGGAGGCUGAGGCAGGAAAAUCAUUUGAACCCGGGAUGCAGAGGUUGAAGUGAGCCGAGAUCGUGCCACUGCACUCCAGCCUGGAUGACAGAGCAAGACACCGUCUCAAAAAAUAAAUAAAUAAAUAAGUCGGGCACGGUGGCUCACGCCUGUAAUCCCAGCACUUUGGGAGGCCAAGGCAGGUGGAUCAUGAGGUCAGGAGAUCGAAACCAUCCUGGCUAACAUGGUGAAACCCCGUCUCUACUAAAAAUACAAAAAUUAGCCGGGUGUGGUGGCGGGCGCCUGUAGUCCCAGCUACUCGGGAGGCUGAGGCAGGAGAAUGAUGUGAACCCAGGAGGCAGAGCUUGCAGUAAGCCGAGAUUGCGCCACUGCACUCCAGCCUGGGCAACAGAGCGAGACUCCAUCUUAAAAAAAAAAAAUAUAUAUAUAUAUAUAUGUAAACUUGAUAUAGUCUGUUACCAUGGGAAAACCAUCCUUCCAUGGCUGUGGUGAUUUGGGGACUUUUAGAGUGACAGUGUUAGACAGACUGAUUUUAUUGGCUGAAUCUUAGAUUUUACUGAUAUAUAGCAUAUCCCAUACCAUGAUAUGCGGGCAAUAUUCCAGCUUGAGACAAUUUUUUUUUUUUUUUUUUGAGACAGAGUCUUGCUCUGUCGCCCAGGCUGGAGUGCAGUGGCACAAUUUCGGCUCACUGCACUAAUUUUUUGUAUUUUUAGUAGAGACAGUAGAGUAUUUUUAGUGUUAGCCAGGAUGGUCUCGAUCUCCUGACCUCAUGAUCCGCCUGCCUCGGCCUCCCAGAGUGCUGGGAUUACAGGCAUGAGCCACCGCGCCUGGCCGAGACAAUUUUUAAAAAGACAUUUCUCAAGAGAGUUAUAAGCCAAAAUUUCCCUAGCCCCCUCCAACUCAUUCUGUCCUUCUCCCAGUGCAUGUCAGGACAGGGAAGAAGGCUUUAAAUCAGAUUUUAAGAAAGAGGAUACAUUGGUUUACAACCUUUGCCUAUCGUCCAGAGAGUUUCUGAUCUUUUCUUUUUUUUUGAGACGGAGUCUUGCUCUGUCGCCCAGGCUGGAGUGUAGUGGCACGAUCUUGGCUCACUGCAAGCUCUGCCUCCCAGGUUCACGCCAUUCUCCUGCCCCAGCCUCCCGAGCAGUUGGGACUACAGGCACCUGCCACCACGCCUGGCAAAUUUUUUGUAUUUUUAGUAAAGACGGGGUUUCAUUGUGUUAGCCAGGAUGGUUUCGAUCUCCUGACCUUGUGAUCCGCCCACCUCGGCCUCCCAGAGUGCUGGGAUUACAGGUGUGAGCCACUACACCCGGCCCUGAUCUUUUCUUUGACGGUGGCAGUAUCUCAUUUUUUGAUAAUACACAUGGGUAAUGGCAAGCUCUUGGGACCCCAUGCCAAGCAUCAAGAUCCCAUUUACCUGGUGAUAGGAAAGACAGACAUUCCUCACCCUUUCUACCCACACCCUUGUUCACAGGGAUGACUGUAACUAAGGUCUGCAGGUAUUUAUGCUUAGGAGAAGAAAUCGUAGUUCAAUUCACCAGGAAUAUGAGAAACAAAAGAAAGCCACUAUGUGCUAUGUAAAUGUCUGGCCAUCCAAAGCCACCUUAUGCAGAGGAACACUGGAAGGGCCUUGAUAAAUUUCUCAUAAUUAUUAUCGGGCCUCUUUGUGAUUACUCACAUUUUUCUCAAUAUAGGGGAAAGAUCAGCAUUUUACCAAAUCCACAACCAUCAAACAAACAAGAGCUUUAAUAUUGCUAAAGAAAAUCACACAGCUGAGCAGAUUGAUGUAGAUUUGAAUUCAUGACCACCUAUCUUAACUGGACCCUCAGCUCUGCCUAGCUAGUAUUCAUUCUAGCUACUAGUUUUGAUUAUUUGUAUUGACUCUUUUAUAUUUUCUCCACCUUCCUCAAAUAUCUCACCUUCCCCCACCCCUCAGUGGACAAAAAAAAAAAAAAAAUUCUUCAUGAAGAAAACUGAAGCCUUCAAAUAGAAAUUUCCUCACCUUCAAGGCACCAAAGCCACAACUUACCUACCCCCGCUCCUGCCUGCUCCUCUCCCCAUCCCUUCUGCUACAACGAAGGAAGCAGUAAUGGCUCCAUCAAUGGCUUCUCACACUUGGUGUCAGAGGCCUUCACACGAGGGUUUGCACUCCCCUACAAGGACAUGAAGACUUUCUAGAAGGUAGGUGGACACAGAUAGUUUUAAAGUAAUCAGUUUCCAGAGCCGCCUUCUCCAUAUGUUCCCCUCCUUAUAUUGGUGGGCCUAAGAAGCCACAGGCCUGACAGCUGUCCUUCCCAACUUCCACUUUCCCAGUUGCCUCCCCUCCCUCAUUCUGAAUCCUACUCUGGCUCCUUGCUCUGCGCUGUAAAAAACAAAUAAAAGGGCCACUUGAGAAUGCUCUGCUUGAGGAAGUCCUUGAAAGAGCAAAGCCUGGAGAGCUUCUUUGAGAAAGUUCACAGGGGCAGCCCUGUGGCUCAGUUCUGUGCCUUCUUCAUUUAAGAAUUCAAAUUCAUUGACAUGUUAUAUUGUAAAAUAUAUAAAUAUAUAUUAAAAAGGAAAAAAUAAUAAAAAUUUUUAAAAAUAAUUCAACUUCAGGUGAGACACAGUGGCUCAUGCCUAUAAUCCCAGUGUUUUGAAAGGCUGAAGUGGGAGGAUGGCUUGAGGCCAGGAGUUUGAGACCAGCUUGGGCAACAUAGCAAGAUCCCGUAUCUACAAAAAAUAAUUUUAAAAAUUAGCUGGGCAUGGGCCGGGCGCGGUGGCUCACGCCUGUAAUCCCAGCACUCUGGGAGGCCGAGGCAGGUAGAUCAUCUGAGGUCAGGAGUUCAACACCAGCCUGGCCAACAUGGCAAAACCCUGUCUCUACUAAAAAUACAAAAAUUAGCCGGGCGUGGUGGAGCAUGCCUGUAGUCCCAGCUACUCAGGAGGCUGAGGAAGGACAAUCGCUUGAACCCUGGAGGCAGAGGUUGCAGUGAGCCAAGAUCAUGCCAUUGCACUCCAGCCUGGGUGACAGAGCGAGACUACAUCUCAAAAUAAAUAAAUAAAUAAUAAAAUAAAAAUAAAAAUUAGCUGGGCAUGGUGAUAUGCGCCUGUAGACCCAGCUACUCCAGAGGCUGAAGCAAGAGGAUCACUUGAACUCUGGAGUUCGAGGUUACAGUGAGCCAUAAUCACAUUAUGGCACUCCAGCCUGGCAACAGAGCGAGACCUUAACUCUAAAAAAAGAAAUAAAGAAGAAUUUAAACUGAAAGUGAGAUGGUUGACACAGGAUACAUAUUAACCACAUUGAUUUGAAUGGAAAAAUAAAAUCAGACUUUUUCUGUUAGAAGGUCAGAAUUGGCUCACAGGUUUGACAGAGAGGAUAGUCUUUGCAAGUAGGAUGUAUGGUGGACAUUUUCCCUAAAAUGGAAUAACUUUAAUCUGCAGCUCCACAGUUUGAACAAAAACAGACUGAAGGCUGGGCGUGGUGGCUCAUGCCUGUAAUCCCAACACUUUGGGAGGCCUAGGCGGGCAGAUCACGAGGUCAGGAGAUCGAGACCAUCCUGGCUAACAUGGUGAAACCUCAUCUCUACUAAAAAUACAAAAAAAUAGCUGGGCGUGGUGGCGGGCACCUGUAGUCCCAGCUACUCAGGAGGCUGAGGCAGGCGAAUGGCGUGAACCCGGGAGGCGGAGCUUGCAGUGAGCCGAGAUUGCGCCACUGCACUCCAUCCUGGGCAACAGAGUCUCAAAAAAAAAAAAAAAAAUUUUUGACUGAAAGUACAGAUACAACUUCCCUUUCCAGCCAAGAUGGAGGAGCAGGGGCCAAGUUUAUCCUCCUGCCUGAAACAACCAACCAAACAGUAAAUACAUGAAAUAAUGAGUUUCAAGACACUGGACAUGAGGUAACAAAAGACAGUGAUCUCUCAGAGGCAAGAAACAAACAAGGAGAACCCCUCGGUUGCCCAGCUUACCGCUUGAGAGGAUGUAUUUCACGGAGGGAGAACCCAGGCAAAGCAAGUGACUCUGAGGUGAGGGGAUAGCUGGGAGUGUGGAGCAGCCAAGCUGGCUAGAGUGCUCAGGACAGGGUACUGGAGAGGAGAAAGGUGGAUAUAUAGAGAAUUCUGGGGAUCUGCAAAGGGCCCCCCUUGAGUGUUCCACAGAGCAUGAUUCAUCAUAUAAGUGUAAGGAAACCACUUGAGACAAAGGAAAGGACCACCCAAAACAAUGGGCCGGAACAGUAGCCAGAAGUCACACACAGCCUGGACCACGCCUGUCCCCAUCAGCCAGAUUGGAAAACCUCAAAUUUAUGGAGCAUUGGUCAGAGGUCUCAGAAGGGCCUUGCCUCGUAGUGGGGAUUCAUUAGCCCUAGUUUAAACAUUGCUGGAACCUACCUAACAAAUCUCAAAAGCAAGACCUGAAUUCAGGAAUCAAGCUGUUUCUAAGUAACUGAAGUGUAUCCCAGAACAAAACCCAAGAACAUUAACAGAAAUCCAAAAUUAACGAGCACCCAAAAAUGUAAAAUUCACAAUGGCUGGUUUUCCAAUAAAAAAUUACCAGUCAUGCAAACUAUAACCCAUCAUAAGGAGAAAAAUCAGUUGAAACCACUACAGCUGACACCUAUGUGAGAAUUAGACAAGGACACUAAAAGAAUUAUUAUAACUGUAUUCCAUAUGUACUAAGUAGAGACUAGGAAGAUAUUUUUAAAUACCCACUUUGAAUUUUAGAGACGAAAACUAAAAUGUCUGAGAUGAUGGGGUGGGUGGGGUAGGCAGAAAGAGGAGGAUGGGAAGAAGUACCAAGGGGAAGGAGGAAUGAUUUGGGGAUGACGGCUGUGUUUAUUAUCUUAAUUGUGGUGAUGGUUUCACAGGUAUAUGUAAUUUCUAAACUUAUCAAAUUGUACACUUAAAAUAUGUGGUCUAUGGAAUGUUAAUUAUAUCUCAAUAAAGCUGUUAAAAUUGUACUGAAACAAAACCAUUGGGGGAAACUGGGUAAAGAGUCCAAAGGACCUCCCUAUACUAUCAUUGUAACUUCCUGUCAAUUAUAACGAUUCCAAAA
Messenger RNA from Homo sapiens (human), 12612 nucleotides. RefSeq names its product dispatched RND transporter family member 2 (gene DISP2). Gene Ontology annotation, cellular component: plasma membrane; membrane. The record is from RefSeq and is marked reviewed. The transcript is spliced from 8 exons. Bases 104 to 4309 code for a protein of 1401 amino acids. Lineage: Eukaryota; Metazoa; Chordata; Mammalia; Primates; Hominidae.